ACCCUUGCGUGCGUGUGGGAUUUUCUAGCCUGGUAAAUUCAGUGAAAAUUGGAACCUGAACUCACGUAAUGCACCAGUACCAAACAAAGAGAAAAAGAAAUUGGUGAGUGAAGAAGAAGAGUGUAUGAAGAAAAAAUUGCCAAAAGAGAGGACAUCCACUUAUGCUUGCAGAUCCAGCCUUAACUCAACUCGAGAUGAUACAUUCCAGCUUGGCCUAAUGGAAGCAAUGAACACAUUGACUGCAAAGGUUGGAAGUAUGGACACAGUCAUUGUGGAGAAGUUGUUGACUGCAGUCGAUGCAUCUGUAGAUGAAAAAGUAAAUGCAAGGAUUGGUGAAGCCGAGCUGGUAUUUACACAGAAAAUCUCCACUUUACAAGAAGAGAUUGCUCAACUUAGAGAGCAAAUGCAAGCUAAUGCCCCUAAAAAUGAUGCACACUACAAUGUGAACCAUGAAGAUGAGUCAAGAGCAAUGACCCGUCAUGGAAGGUCCAAGACAAAGUCUCAUCACAAAUGGAUGCGGCAGUACAAUGUGUGGUUAGAAAGAAAGCCAAAAAAUCCAAGGUCAAGCUAACGUGUCCGAUUCUACUUGACACUGGUGGUGAGAAGGUUGUUGGAACAACACAAGUAAAAAAACCAGCUAGAGAAUUGAAAAAUGUAAAGAAGGAGAAGGUUGAAGUUCCACAACUUAGGGAUUCUGGUGGAACUUGGUCUGAUUCGGAAGACAAGCAAAAAUAUGGUAAUCUAGGUGCCACGUUAGACCAGUUGGCGGCAUCAGUCUUGGAUGGACCUUUGCAAAAACGCAAGCCACAGCUGACAAAGACCCAAGUGUAUCCAUAUGUAGGUAACUCAACUGUCAAAAGGAUUAUAAAAGGUGAUGUCUCUAAAGCCUACUAUGAUCCCUUAGCUAAAGUUGUUGAGACAAAAUUUAAGAAGCUACUGGAUUAUCUAAGUCUUGAGUAAGUUUAAUUAUUAGAAAUACCUUAUCUGCUCUUAAUAAUUUGUUACUGAUAACGAUGUAGACACUCACUUCUAUAUGAGGCUAAUAACGCCAAGAAAUGUGUGGAAAACAGAUCGUUUUGGGUGGCUAUCAGAUUCUGUUAGUUUAUUUCUUUUUCUUGUAUCAACAUGAAUCCGGGUGGCUAACAGACAAUUUUUUUUACAGCAUACGGCAUCUGCAAUGCUUAUGUUUCAUAAAAGAGCUAUGAGGGACCCUUCACCAUACUCAGCAAAGAUAACUUUUCUUGAGCCUUGGUUUGUCAAGAUGUGGGUCAGAGACUACAAGAAAUAUGAUCCUAAAACGUGGAAGUUCUCAGAUACUUACAAGAAGGUGUUCAAUGGCAAUUACCCUACAGAGUUUUCCAACAACAGAAAGUGGCUGAAGGAUGUGGAUCAGUUGUUUCUUUGCCACUUGAUAAAUGGUGACCGUUGGGUCGCUUUAGAAGUGGAUCUUGACAAGAAAAUAAUCCAUGUUUACGAUAGCAUACAGACAGUUGUCCCAAGCAACACAAAUCUUCUAGAAGAGUGUUGUCCUUUCACAAAGAUGAUUCCUUUAUUGUUGAAAGAAAUGGUUCCAGAAAGGAAGAGUUCACA
This is a messenger RNA of Brassica rapa (field mustard), 1590 nucleotides long. RefSeq lists its product as uncharacterized. NCBI's taxonomy places the organism in Eukaryota, Viridiplantae, Streptophyta, Magnoliopsida, Brassicales, Brassicaceae. The record is from RefSeq and is a predicted model, not a curated record.